Coffea arabica (coffee) is the source of this 390-nucleotide messenger RNA. Lineage: Eukaryota; Viridiplantae; Streptophyta; Magnoliopsida; Gentianales; Rubiaceae. The record is from RefSeq and is a predicted model, not a curated record.
AUGAAAAAGGAAAUCAUUGUGAAAUUAAUGAUGGUUGAUCAUUGGACUGAACAGCCAAUUGGGACAUUGCAUGGUGGGGUGUCAGCACUCAUAGCUGAGGAUUUAGGCAGCAUGGGAGUCUACUUAGCCUCCGGUAGGCGAAAGGUAACCGGAAUAGAAGUCUGCAUUAGCCAUCUCAAGAGAGCACAAGUGGGUGACAUUGUGCAAGCUGAGGCCACUCCUCUCAAUCCUGGCACCACCAUUCAAGCAUGGGAAGUGCGGUUCUGGAAGAUUGACUCCACAAGUUCUGGGAACAAAUCUUUAUUAGCAUCAUCAAGUGUUACAGUUCUAUGCAAUAUGUCAGGAAAUGCCAAAGAUGGUCAGAACAAUGUAAAGCAGGCAAAGCUAUAA